GAGACGGCGACUUCAGUUGAUUACCUGUCUUUUCUCUGUUAUCCGAUGGAUAUUCACUGUAAGGCAGACCCCUUCUCCUCCAUGCACCGGCACGGGGGAGUGAACCAGCUGGGCGGGAUGUUCGUGAACGGAAGGCCUUUACCUGACGUCGUGCGCCAGAGAAUCGUGGAGCUCGCGCAUCAAGGGGUCCGACCCUGUGACAUCUCCAGACAGCUGAGGGUCAGUCACGGCUGCGUCAGCAAGAUCCUGGGCAGAUAUUAUGAGACUGGCAGCAUAAAGCCUGGAGUCAUCGGAGGAUCCAAACCUAAAGUGGCCACGCCGAAGGUGGUGGAUAAAAUAGCGGACUAUAAGCGCCAGAAUCCCACCAUGUUCGCCUGGGAGAUCCGGGACAGGCUGCUGGCGGAUGGCAUCUGCGAUAACGACACCGUCCCCAGCGUCUCCUCCAUAAACAGGAUCAUUCGGACGAAGGUUCAGCAACCGUUUCACCCCUCACCAGAUGGCACGUCUCUUUCCACCCCAGGACACACUAUAGUCCCCAGUGCAGCAUCUCCUCCAGUCUCCAGUUCCUCCAAUGACCCUGUGGGCUCCUACUCAAUCAACGGCAUUCUGGGAAUCCCUCGCUCCAAUGGAGAAAAGAGGAAAAGAGAUGCUGACGGUUCUGAGGGUUCAGCGCAGAGCAGUGAUUCUCAGGGCAGCGUGGAGAGCCUGAGGAAACAUCUGCGAGCCGAUGCCUUCACCCAGCAGCAGUUAGAGGCCCUGGACCGAGUGUUCGAGAGGCCGGCGUUCCCAGACGUCUUUCCCACUUCUGAACACAUCAAACCGGAGCAGGCGACUGAAUACAGCCUCCCUGCAUUAAACGCAGGCCUGGAUGAAGUCAAACCCAGUUUAUCCUCCGGCACGACCUCUGACCUGGGCGUCAGCCUGUCACAGAGCUACCCUGUAGGUCGGGAUAUGGCCAACACAACCUUACCUGGAUAUCCACCUCACAUCCCUCCCACCGGACAGGGCAGCUACCCAACAUCCACACUGGCUGGAAUGGUUCCUGGGAGCGAAUUUUCAGGGAAUCCCUACAGCCAUCCACAGUACACAACCUACAAUGAAGCCUGGAGAUUCAGCAACCCAGCAAUACUGAUGCAUCCCGAGGCUCCGCGCCCCCAACUGCUGCCACUGCCUAUGACCGCCACUAGUUACCACGGAAACCAAAUUAGGCGGCACACCCAUGGACUCGGACUUCAUAUUCUGCCAGUGUGAGCAGUGCAGCUGAUUGGACAUCAUGCGGUCACAUGAUGAAGAACAGGCCAAUCAGGAACAAAAACAUCC
Molecule: messenger RNA, 1320 nt
Organism: Sinocyclocheilus anshuiensis
Lineage: Eukaryota; Metazoa; Chordata; Actinopteri; Cypriniformes; Cyprinidae
Product: paired box protein Pax-2a-like
Exons: 10
Coding region: 46-1251 (401 amino acids)
Biological process (GO): anatomical structure development; regulation of transcription by RNA polymerase II
Molecular function (GO): DNA-binding transcription factor activity, RNA polymerase II-specific; RNA polymerase II cis-regulatory region sequence-specific DNA binding
Source: RefSeq, a predicted model, not a curated record